Molecule: messenger RNA, 2015 nt
Organism: Telopea speciosissima
Lineage: Eukaryota; Viridiplantae; Streptophyta; Magnoliopsida; Proteales; Proteaceae
Exons: 12
Coding region: 105-1802 (565 amino acids)
Source: RefSeq, a predicted model, not a curated record
AGAGUGGAGGUUAGUGGUUACUGGCUGGUUCAAAAUUGAUUGAAGCAGAGGCAGCGAGACGACAAGAAGGAGAAGUUGAUGAGCGGCGGAAGAGAAAGAGAAUAAUGGCUAAGAAGGCAUGGAAGAUCAUCCCGCGGCCGUUGUUAGAGACGGUGCUGAACAAUCAUGUCCAGCACCACCGUGUCUCUCAACCUCUCAUUCUUCACGGCCCUCGAGGCGUCGGGAAAACUACUCUCAUCCUCAACCGUCUUCUGGACGACUGGAACAAAGGCCCCCAUAUCACCGGCUACGUCGACUUUGGUCCCUCCGUAGGAGAUCAUUAUCAUCUAUACAGCAAUCAAUCCUCACCAUGGGCCUCUUGGUCCAAUUUUCUGCCGCCCACCCUCCCUUCUCUUCGUUCGCAGCUCGAAUGCUGCCUGGAAUCAAUGGUCCAAAGGGGUGUUCGCCUCGGUACCAUUGGCUCUCAGCAAGUCUUCUCUACUCUCAAUAAAUGGCACAGCCUCAAUUCUGCCCUCCGCCGCAUUCUCCAAAACCACACUCAUGGCUCCCUUACCAUCGACGACAAGGUUCCUACAUCGGUAUUAUGGUCCAGGGCAUUAUUCGCGCUAUCUGCUCGAUCAAAAGCCAAUGAGAUUGAUGCGGUCCUUGGGUUGGAUGAGAAGGGUAAGGCUUUGACGCUCGAAGAGAGCUCAUAUUUCAGAGAAGCUCUGCUGUCGCUUCGACUUGCCAAGGAGGUUAUUCAAAUUCAUCAGAGCUGGAGAGCAAAUGCAGUCGCCCACUUGAAUCGUACUGGUGGGUUCUCGAGGUCUCUGGCCAAUUCUUCCACUGAUUGGCCAUAUUUGUUGUUGGAACUCCUCUCCGCCGCUGCUGAGGUUGAUUACUUCCAGCCGAAGCUGGUCAUAAACAAUAUCGAUGUUCUCCGGAAUGCUGUCCUAACUGAUGAUUCAACAGUGUCUGCAUCAAUGUAUCAUGACAGUCUUCUUUGGAGAUUAAUAGCAUUGGGUGUGAAUGAAAGGUGCUUGCCAGUCAUACUUUUAACAUCGGAUGGCUACUAUUCAUACCGAGCCUUUAUGGAUUUUGGGUAUCCAGACAUAUUCAUCUCCCGCGAGACUUUUGGCUGGACUCCUCAAGAAGCUAAAAUGCAUAUGGUUACUGAUUUCUUCACUGAAUAUGAGUGGCGGCUGAUUACCGAGGUACUUGGACCUAAUCCACGGCAUCUCUCUGAACUUUAUGCGCUCAAACAGAGCAGUUAUAACGAGAAGGUCAUGGAGGAUAGCGACAGGAGUACGUUUGAGGAUAUUCUAGAUGCAUACCUUGCAUAUUUGCAAGUGACUCUGGUGAAUCCUGCCAUGGAAUCAGCAUUGUCUAGUCUGCAAAAGUUUGCUGUUGAUGCGUACAAUGGAAGGAUCUCGAAAGAUCGAUUGCGUUUUGGUGCACCAUGGAGACAUCCCCCACGCACAGACAAUCCUGCACUUUGUUUAGAGUGGGCCAAGAUUCAACUAACUGAUUUCAUACAAUCUCUUGUGAAUGCUGAUUUUGGGGUUAAUUAUCUGGCUGAUUGUAGCCUAGAAAUCCUGGAUGAUCCUUCUGUAGUCGCAAUGAUGGAGGUUGGUUUACUCUAUGCACAGCGAGAUCCAUCCUUCAUUCGUCCUGUAUCUCGAGGUAUCCAGAGGUGUCUUGUCAGAUGGCUUGUCCAGGAAAGGAUGAAUAUGUCCUUUCAGCAGUUACGAAAGUACCUGUGGCAGAGAAUAGUACGUGGUCGCAGUUAUCGCCAUUUGAUGAAGGAAGCAGGAUAUAAGUAGUCUGAAGCAACAAUCAUUGGUUGAAUCUGUUGUAAGGGAUUCAAGGGAUUCUUGUGAGGUACAAUCUUUCCCAGUUGUAUUUCUCAUUCAUUUUGUGUUUUGCUUGUGAUCAUGUCUAGUUGCAAGUGAACUGGAGGAAAAUCCUGUCACUAUCUUAUUGAACCCACCUAAUGCUAGAAAUGUUAGGAAAGCAGUGACUUCCUGCUGGUAAAA